Messenger RNA from Fraxinus pennsylvanica, 1518 nucleotides. Lineage: Eukaryota; Viridiplantae; Streptophyta; Magnoliopsida; Lamiales; Oleaceae. The record is from the annotation of a GenBank genome assembly.
AUGGAGGCGAAAAACUCUUGCAACCUUCAACAGCUUUCAUUUUCUCAUACUCCUACAAGCAAAUCGGGGAUCCGCAACGCUGAGAUUCGGAGCUCCGUAAUGCCCGGAUUAUGUGAUGAUGCACCAGAACAGUAUGAAGUUGAAUCCUCGGCCACCGGUCGAAGAGAAUGGGAGGGCUCUUUACCAGCUAGUGUUCCGGAAACAGGCCCAAGGAGUGCGGCCACGAAGGUCCAGAAGUUUUACCGAAGCUAUCGUACUCGUCGAAAGUUAGCCGACUCGGCUGUGAUUGCUGAAGAGCUCUGGUGGCAAGCCAUAGAGUUUGUACAAUUGAAUCACAGUACUGUAUCCUAUGUCGGCUUAUUGAAGCCAGAGACAGCAGCCUCGCGGUGGAGUCGUGUCAGUUUGAAUGCUUCCAGGGUGGGCAGGGGUUUGUCUACAGAUGACAGAGCAAAAACAUUGGCCUUUAACCACUGGAUUGAAGCUAUUGAUCCAAGGCACCGCUAUGGACACAGCUUACGUUUGUAUUAUGAAGUGUGGAGUAAAAGUACUGCUGCUUUUAAGACUGUAGUGUUGAGAGGUGAUUCCACCGUUGGUGGCAGAAAGUGGUGGUCGGCAUUGGCGGCCAAUGGGGCGCUCACGUGCUUGGAUAGGAUAUCUUACAAAUUUUAUAUGAAAAACAAACCGCAAGAGAGGGAAAAUUACGAAUACGUGGUGAUUGAUGGAAAAAUAUUGCACAAUAAAUCUGGAAAACCCCUAGAAACGAACACAGGAUCAACAGAGUUGAAAUGGAUCUUCGUGGUGAGCACAUCCAGGAAACUCUACAUUGGAGAGAAAAAGAAAGGAUCGUUCCAUCAUUCUAGUUUCCUCGCGGGAGGGGCUACUUUAGCUGCUGGGAGGCUCAUGGCAGAAGAUGGAGUGCUCCAGUGGAUCUCACCUUACAGCGGACAUUACAAGCCAACUGAAGAUUCCCUGGAGACCAUUUUAUCAAUUCUCAAGGAAAACGGAGUCAACCUGGAUGAAGUCGAGAUCAAGAAGGCAAAUGAAGAUUCUGAGAGUUCUGACAAUGGAAAAUUGACUAAAUACAUGUCUACAUUCGAACUUCCAUUUACAUCAGUUUCUGUUCAACCUUGUCUUCCCCAUGAAGAAGAAAGAAACCCGCCUAAAGAAACAAUUGAAGCAUCUCGAACUGAAGUUAAAGUUGAGUACAAGAGGGUUCUCUCCGGAGGUCUCCAGAGCCCUAGAGCGAACGUACCAAAGGAAGCAAUACUGCAAAGAAUUAACUCCAAGAAGGCUGCAAAGUCGUAUCAAUUAGGCCAUCAACUCCCGCGCCAAUGGUCAACAGGUGCUGGUCCAAGAAUUGGUUGUGUUGCAGAUUACCCUCCAGAAUUGAGGUCACAAGCUUUGGAACUUACUAACCUCUCUCCCGCAGUAUCUCCUUCAUCGUCUAUUCCUACAAUCCAACAAGCUUGUCAGCCGUCUCCUUCCGUUGAGGCAGAUACAUCCUCUAAGGUCAAUUAA